AUGCAUGUAACCUCCCAGCACUGCCACCCCUUCGCUGAUCCCUUUUGGUAUUGUCUGAAGCAAUCAUCUCCUUUAGCUGCAGUAUCCGGGAGUCGCGUAGAGAUAGAACAGGGGGUAGUGCUAGGGGUGUGCUGGGGGUGUGUCUAAAUGUGUUACCUGAUUGGCCGACGCGGUGAGGCUUCAUCCUAUAAACGUUGCUGAUUUACUACCGUGGAAGCAUCUUUGAGAGACUGCAAGGCAGGAGGCAGGUUCUGCUCAUCACUUACCACAGGAGCCUAAUAUAAGUGCAGAUUAAGAUGCCAGAGAGCGGCUGCCUUCACCUGGACACCCCAUUGAGGGACAGUGUGCCCUUAUCCAAGUUGACAGACACCACAGUAUACCUUAAACUUGACAAUGCACAGCCAACAGGGUCCUUCAAGAUUCGUGGCAUUGGACAUUUGUGCAAAACAUGGGCAGAGAGAGGCUGUAAGCAUUUUGUGUGCUCCUCAGGUGGCAAUGCUGGUCUUGCAGCAGCUUACAGUGCCCGGAUGCUCUCUAUACCCGCCACUAUUCUUGUACCAGUCACCACCCCUUCCUUUACAAUACAGAGAGUCAAAGAUGAAGGAGCCACCGUCUGUGUGGUAGGAGAGAUCCUGGAUGAGACCAUCGAGCAUGCCAAGGAGCUGGUUAAGAAUAACCCAGGAUGGGUUUACAUCCCUCCUUUCGAUGACCCUCUGAUAUGGGAAGGCCAUAUGUCACUUGUAAAGGAAAUGAAAGCGAGUCUUCCUUCCAAGCCCGGUGCCAUUGCCCUGUCAGUGGGAGGAGGUGGGAUGCUCUGUGGGGUGAUCCAGGGCCUCAGAGAAGUAGGAUGGAGUGACGUUCCCAUCAUUGCUAUGGAGACCAGAGGGGCGCACAGUCUCAAUGCAGCUAUGGAGGCAGGAAGGCUAGUCACCCUGACGGAGAUUACGAGUGUGGCUAAAACAUUGGGAGCCAAAACUGUGGGAGCCCAAACCCUAAAACUGUCUCAAGAGCACCCUGUCUAUUCUGAAGUUAUCACUGAUCAGGAUGCCGUGACAGCUAUUGAACGAUUCGUAGAUGAUGAGAAAAUGCUUGUGGAGCCUGCUUGCGGUGCCGCUCUGGCUGUGGUCUACAGUGGUGUGAUCGGGAGGCUGCAGAGAGAGGGCAAGCUGUCUAAAGAGCUCUCGUCUCUGGUCAUCAUUGUGUGUGGAGGGAACAACAUCACUUUGUCACAGCUCUCCCGACUUAAGGAACAACUGGGCAUUCCAAAGGUCAAUGCUGCCUAACGACACCAGAUUAUUUGAAUUUGAGCUACCCGGAUUUGUAACAUUAAUUCACUUGCCCAUAGAACAGCAAGAUGCACAGGAUGACUAUGGCCUGUUAAAAUGCCCACUCUUCUCCUGAGUCCCCAGGUCCAUUUGUACAUACUAUGUAUGCAGCAUCACUGACAGGCAGAACGUAGAGCUCCCUAGCUGGUGUAUGGUAUUUGUAGAGUUUUUCCAAGAUUAAAUAACAUUUUUAUAAGGAAAUAGAUAUCAAGAUGUUGCCAAUCAGAAAACCACUUCAAUUAUAGAAGCAGAGCCUUAAUGUGAACCAUAAAAGGAUCGUCUUGUGUCUCAAUUUAUGACAAGCACAUGCACAUUGUCAAUAAUUGUAUAUCUUAAACAAAUGCAUCAUUUAGAGAAGAUCUUUCCUUUUAGGAAACACAAACAUACAUUGAUGCACUUAGCAUGUUCAAGAAGAAAAAGACAUGGAGGACAGUCUGGGAUAAAUUCUCUGAAAUAUAUAUAAGGGGAGGUUUAAGAUGUGGUAACAAGUUAGUAACUUAUCUAAAUUAUGCUACAUAGUAAGGCUCUAUGAUUUAACUUUAACAGCCCAUAUAGUGAUCUCCUCUUAAAAACUAGCACCAAACUAAAAGGCACAGUGAUCUAAUUCAACUACCUCAUUGUCAUGUAGGGCACAGACAUUCAAUUUCCUUGUAGGUGUAAUAAUUACCAAUAAAAUUUAAGAUGUGUAACUAUCUCCUGAAGAGCCGAUUGUAAGGCAUAAAACAAGGAUCUAAUACACAACAUAUUUUGUGAGUUUUGUUUUUAUACAUGCUAUGUUUUCUAAUAAAAAUAUUUUAUGUA
Spea bombifrons (plains spadefoot toad) is the source of this 2126-nucleotide messenger RNA. Its product is annotated as L-serine dehydratase/L-threonine deaminase-like. The coding region runs from base 297 to 1283 and encodes 328 amino acids. The transcript is spliced from 8 exons. Lineage: Eukaryota; Metazoa; Chordata; Amphibia; Anura; Pelobatidae. Gene Ontology annotation, molecular function: L-serine ammonia-lyase activity; pyridoxal phosphate binding; threonine deaminase activity. Gene Ontology annotation, biological process: L-serine catabolic process; L-threonine catabolic process. The record is from RefSeq and is a predicted model, not a curated record.